This is a messenger RNA of Synchiropus splendidus (mandarinfish), 5036 nucleotides long. RefSeq names its product glucoside xylosyltransferase 1-like. The transcript has 7 exons. The record is from RefSeq and is a predicted model, not a curated record. Gene Ontology annotation, molecular function: UDP-xylosyltransferase activity. The coding region runs from base 93 to 1466 and encodes 457 amino acids. Lineage: Eukaryota; Metazoa; Chordata; Actinopteri; Syngnathiformes; Callionymidae. Gene Ontology annotation, biological process: protein O-linked glycosylation via N-acetylgalactosamine.
ACAACUCAUCAUUCCGGUGGAUCUGACUACUGCUGGAUCAGCGAGAUCGGAGUAGUAAACAAUAUGACUUCUUCGCGUGUUUAGCGUAAAACAUGCGAUGCUAUGUUCGGGCAUUGCUUCUUUGCGUGUUGUUCAGCUUGUGUUCGCUUCUUUAUGUGUUCAGUCAACUGUCCUCCAGGGUGGAGGACAGAAAGAACCUGAAGCUGAACAGACAGAAGACUCCCCAGAGAAGCCAGCCGGACUCCGGGGACCUUUCCUGGACAAGAUCAGGUCGCGAAAAGAACCGUGACAGGUGUAAAUCAUCAGUCUCCUACUGGAGUCCUUACCGGACACUGCCUGCUGAUGUUUGUGGAGUGAACUGCUUUUUGGAUUCACCUUUUAUUAGGGGUGGGAGAAGCGAAGAGACGAAGAAGCGUCAUGAAGAGACGAGCCACAUCGCUGUGGUGGCCUGUGGCCCGCGGCUGGAGGAGACGCUGAUCAUGCUGAAGUCGGCAGUUCUGUUCAGCAGAAAGCCACUGCACUUCCACAUCUUUGCGGAGAAUGAGCUGCACGACAGCUUCAGAUUUGCUCUGCUGUCCUGGCCUGCGGGAGUUCGGACCAAAUUUAACUUCACCAUCUACCCAAUCACGUUCCCGCCGGAGAAUGAGAAAGAGUGGAAGAAGCUGUUUAAACCUUGUGCCUCUCAGAGGCUCUUCCUUCCUGUAUGGCAUAGCGCACAUAUCUUCUGUCUUUUAUCCUGUGAAAUUCAUUCCUUUGUGCAUUUUCAGCUCAUCCUGAAUGAGGUGGAUUCCCUGCUUUACGUGGACACAGAUAUUCUCUUUCUCCAGCCAGUGGAGAACAUCUGGGCUCUUCUGAGUGAGUUUAAUGGAAGUCAAUUAGCCGCCAUGGCUCCGGAGCACGAGGAGCCGCGUAUCGGCUGGUACAAUCGCUUCGCACGCCACCCUUACUAUGGCAAGACUGGCAUCAACUCAGGAGUCAUGCUUAUGAACAUGACGCGACUCAGGAAGAAGUUUUUUAAGAAUGACAUGACAUCGGUGACACUCCGGUGGAAGGAGAUUCUGGUACCCCUCCUUCAGAAGUAUAAACUCAACAUUACCUGGGGGGACCAAGACCUUCUCAAUAUCAUAUUUCACCACAACCCAGAGAGCCUCUAUGUUUUCCCCUGCCAGUGGAACUACCGACCGGACCACUGCAUUUAUGGCAGCAACUGUCAGGAGGCGGACAAAGAUGGCGUCUUCAUUCUCCAUGGUAACAGAGGAGUGUAUCACGAUGACAAGCAGCCAGCAUUCCGAGCCGUCUAUGAAGCCAUAAAAGAGUAUUCCUUUGGCGACAAUAUGACGGCCUCCCUGCUUCAGCCGCUGGAAGAGUCCCUGCAGAAGACCACGCACACCUACUGUGGGAGGGCCAGCCACCUCUUCACCAAGAGGCUCAAACACAGCAUCAUGUCUGUGGAGCGGAUCUCAUGAGAAUCAUUUCAGUCCCUUUCUUCAUGCUGGAUGUCAAAACUCAGGAUGCUAACUCUGUGAAUGUUUACAAGAAGUGUGGCAGCGUGCGCCGACACUUUUGUCUUCAAGUGGAACAGCUGCUCGCCGAGUGAAGACACUUCAGGUUGCAGAUGGUUCUUGUUAGUUCUCUUUUGACCUCCUCUUGUUUUUGGACAAUCACGACGGAAAUAAAUUUGCACGUGUUGAAGCGUUCAGGUCAAACCACCAGCAGAGUACGUUGCUCCCCACACGCUUGUUACUAGUGAUGCUCUCAGAUUGAACCUAGCUUUAGAAAACUGCCGCUGAAGAUCAGUAUUUAUUUUGGACUGGGGGCACUUUCAAUGAGAUUAUUACAACAAUGUGCUAUUACUGUGUGUGAGUUUAACACUGAAUGUUGUUUCUUUUUAAUAGUUUUUAUUUUAUUACCAGUGUUUCAUGCAGUUAAAAAAUCCAGCCGUUCUUUCUUUCAAGUCUGUGUGACAGCAUCAGAAUUUUAAUAUGAAUUCAUAAUAGUGACUGCUUCAUAAUAAUAAUAAUAAUAAUAAUGGUAAUAAUAAUACUUUUUCAAGGUGGCUGCAAAUGAGCCGGACCUGCGCCAAGGAUACUGUGAGUCUCCUUUACGCACUUGUUUCUAAAUGACACAAGAGACACCCAAGGUUUGUGGUACUUGGUCUAUAUUUUGUCCCAGGAAAUACAAGCUUCCGUAUGUAUUUCUCCUGAGGAUAUUGGAGGUCUUCACUAGCCACACCAGUUAGGGACGUUCCUAAACAGAAAGUAGACGCCAAUAAGCACCUUAUUGUUUUGAAAAUAAGAAGCUUGGAGCCCUCUGCCCAGUCUGGCUUGCAUGGGGGAAACAACUUGAUCCUCACCUGCUGAGACAUUCUUGAGUAUCCUAUGCUAAUUCUAUAGAGAGAGAGUAUAUCUUUUUCCAAAAAUAACUACUCUGAAUCAAGCAAUGCUUGUUCCGGCAGGCCACCUCAGACAAAAAAACUCAAGAGAAACAGUCAUCGUACUAACACACAAGAACCUACUAAAGUAGUGAAUUGGCACCAAUGAAGCAGGACAUUGACCUUUGACAUUUUACAGAGACAAUUCUGUUACGUUUUUCUUUGGAGUUAACCACCAGACAGUACAGCUGCCAUCAGGAAUUGUUUUUCUUAUCUCUCAGUUACUUCGCCUCCUCAGUUAGCACCACUUUCUUUCUGUUUCCUCAUUUGUUCUUUUUUCUGUUGGCUGGCUAAUAAAUGCGACAGGCGAUUUGUUUUUCUUUAACCUUGAUGUGGGAGUGGCUGGUUUUUAAAAGGUGUACUGUAUGUCAUUGUGUCCAUAUAUUGCAACUCCAUAUGCAAUUGUACAUAAACAGGUGGUAUUUCUGGUGAGGUACAUGUAACAGUCCUGGUUGAAUAAAACGUUUUUUUUUUUUUAUUGCGCACUAAAGAGUUUUUCCCUGCUGCUGUUCCUCGGCCCUCGCCUGGUUGGCGCAGCCAUCACAGUCACUUAGCUACGAGUGCACGCGCUGCCUGAUUACUUCACAUACACAGAUGGAGCCAGACUUGAUGACAGAAGCAGGCUGAGAAUAAGAGAUCAAUGUGGGAGCGUGAAGACUUCAGAAAAUGUUGUUGAUGCCCUAAAAGGAGCUGAUGUGUUUGGGUCAGUAGCCUCUGGCUCCUCAUUUCACAGCGAGAUUGACACACGUGCCUUGAGUGCGCAUGAGAGGCUGCGUGAUGAAUUUCAAAAAGCUCCGACUGUGAAACGCCUUCUGAUGUGUUUUCCUCUCGCAUAUGUCAAACUGUUUUUUUUAUUUUGUUAAACACUAGUUCUGUGCCACAUUUGAGUUAUAGUUUGUUUUUUCUAUUUGUAUGCAGUGAAGUAACCAAUUUGAUGCUCAUUUUUAUUUUGUUUUCAUUUAUUUUUUUAAAUGUGUGACUAUAGGAAAUCUAUAAAUUUCUUUUUAAAUAGUAUAUUCUUCAGUGGUAUAUUGAAAAAAAAACCCUAAAAAGUCAGCAUUAAAAAACGUGUAUAUAUUCUUGAACUUUCAAAUCUGGGCAAUCAUUUUAAUGUUGGGAGACAGAAGGAUCGCUGUCAUCUGGCCUGCUACAUGAGACUCUGACACGGGGAUGACUCAUGGGUCACAAUGCCUGAAUUUGACCGAGGGGCCGUGCCAGGAGCAGAUGGACGGAGCCUCUGCGUGAACUGACAUAAAUGACACGUCAAAGGUUUUGAGCAUCGAUUUCAGCAUUUCCAUUUCAGCGCAUGAGAUGGCUGUACCUGGACCUCUGUAGCUUAGAGGAGGGAAAAAACAAAGAAGGACAUCAGUUGGGGCCAAGGACAUACAAAUAAUGGAUUUAGAGCAAUAGUUGCUGUGAGGAGUUGUUGUUGUUUCCAGGAAGCUUCUGACAUUAAGGACAGCUGACUCUAGCUGUUGCAUGACUGGAGUUUGUCGAUGGCUGACGUCGAUUCCACCCUGAGGAUGUGCGUUCAGAGAAUAGCUUGAAGACAAGAGUUUGCCCGAAAAUAAUCUCCACCUGGCAGCUUCUCACAUCAGACAUUGUUAAUAUAAUUUGCAGAGGUCCAGGAGCCUUGACCAAAAAGCUUAAUAUGUGAUGUGCCCUCGCUUCACUGCGCAGCUCCUUUGGUCACAUCUGUGGUGUAUGAAGAAAGGGCAAAACCCUCAGCUGUGAGACUUCCUGUGCUCACAGAAAUAGUUAUUUCUACACUUAACUAUUUAGUAUUUUCUUGUUGGCACAGUAGUGAAGUGAUGACCACCAUUUUCAGUAGAACACAUUACAUUCGGAUUCCUAAAGUCCUCACCUGUCAGGUGAAUCCGAGUCUCUCUUAUCUUGUCUAAACCACAGAAAUCCUACAGCCUUGUUAAUCCCUUCUUAUCUUACUGAAGUUGUGCAUCAAGCUAAUGUUUUUUGAGCUCUUAUCGCCCACGACGAGUCUGACAAGUCAUCUGAGAAUGCUAAUCCUGACAUUCUGGAUGGACGAAGGCUAUUGAUUCAGCCUGAAAGAGGGGGCGGACGCAGCUUGGGCUUGAAUGCUCCAGCUAAAGUAUUAGUGUUGCUGUAGAUGUCAGAAAGAAAAAGCUUCUUUUGAUCUCUGCAUUUGGGAAUGUGUCAAAGUACAGAAACAUUUUGGAAAAAUGCAAGAAAUUGAAAAGAUCUCAUCGGUCAAAUUACAAUGUGAACUCAAGCUUUGUGUAUUGGGUGUUUACCCAGGUAAUUGUAAAGAGAUUUACAUCAUGACACUGUGUUUUUUUUACAAGUCAAGAGAUGUAUUGGGAUGACAUGAAGAAGCAUGAUGGGACUGGGCAUUUAUCAUCGUUUCAAGGACUGACGGAACUUUGAUUGAGAAGGUCACAUACAUGCUCAAAGACAAGAUGGAAGAGUUUGACAAAGUGUGGAAUCCCUUCCUUUGACAUUUGAGAGAACGCAAUUGUUCCACUUGGACCGGACUGAAAGAUUGGAUGGAAAACUCUCGAUGGAAGUGGACAGAUACUAUGGUUCUUAUAUGAGUCAAAAAAUGUAUAGCCUUUUCUUUUUUCUUUUU